UUCGAAACCCGAUUCCUUUUUGCUAUAUUUGUAACAAACACCUCAAUUCUUCAAUGCCCAACAAAACCGGUCCAGAACGACGCCCCUUUCUUCUCUUCCCAUGUUCUAAUCUCCCUGUUUUUCCCGUAAAUUGUAACCCUUAAGAAGAAGAAGAAAGAUCAACGAAGAACAGUAACAUUUAUCAGAACCCAAAUAGAAAUCAUGCGAGGGCUUUUCAAGCCGAAGGCACGCUCGCCGGUGGAGCUCGUUCGGUACGCGAAUGAGCUCCUUCUCUUCAUUAAUCGGAAUGAGGAGGUUCGUGAGCAAAAACGGGAAGAGAAGAUAUCUGAACUGAACAAAACCAUCUCUCAAAUGAGAACAGUUCUUUAUGGAAAUGGUGGAGCAGAACCAAAUGCAGAUGCUUGUGCUCAGUUAACUCAGGAGUUCUUCAAGGAGAAUACAUUUCGCCUUCUCGUCGUUUGCAUUCCAAGGCUGAACUCAGGGCUGCGCCAAUGUGCAACUCAUGUUCUUGCCAAUCUGCAGCGACAGCAGGUCAAGUCGCGGAUCAUAGCCUCCGAGUACUUGGAGAACAACAUGGAUAUCAUGGACAUUCUUAUACCGGGGUACGAAGAUAGUGACAUCGCUUUAACUUACGGGGCGAUUGCUAGAGAAUGCAUCCAACACCAGUGUGUUGCUAGGUAUGUCCUGGAAUCAGAGAAUAUGAGGAAGUUCUUUGAUUACGUUCAAAAUCCUAUAUUUUAUGUAGCAUCAGAUGCUUCUGCAACUUUUAGAAAACUUUUGACAAGACAUAAAUCUACUGUUGCUGGGUUUCUUACUAACAAUUACGACUGGUUUUUCGAAGCGUACAAUACGCAGUUGCUGGAAUCGACCAAUUACAUCACCAAACGACACGCUGUGAAGUUGCUGGGCGAUUUACUUCUUGAUAACUCUAAUGCAGCUGUGAUGGUUAAGUAUGUGAGCUCAUUGGAGAACAUGAGGGUCUUGAUGAACCUUCUCAGGGACCCAAACAAGACAAUACAACGAGACGCCUUCGAUGUAUUCAAGCUAUUUGUUGCAAACAAAAACAAGCCUUCAGAGAUCAUAGGCAUACUUGUUGCAAAUAGAACCAAACUUCUUCUUUUUCUCGACGACCUUAAACUCGAUAAAGUGGAUGAUGGGUUUGAAGAAGAUAAAGCUCUGAUUAUAAGAGAGAUCUCCAUUUGCGAGUCGUUCGAUCCUUCAUCUAUGAAGAUGGAAAACUGCGAGACCGAAGAUUGAUUUCAACUUCUGAUACACAUUGAUCUCUUUGAAUUGUUUGAUCCACGUUGACAUCUAACUUUGCUUCGUAUAUGGAUUAUAGAUAUAGAUUGUAGAAAGGUAGAGCCCAAGCUAUGUUAACACUCACUAGAUUGCAAUUACAAUGCUUACAUCUUUCCCCCUUGGUC
Cucurbita pepo subsp. pepo (vegetable marrow) is the source of this 1424-nucleotide messenger RNA. RefSeq names its product putative MO25-like protein At5g47540. Gene Ontology annotation, molecular function: protein serine/threonine kinase activator activity. Gene Ontology annotation, biological process: intracellular signal transduction. Lineage: Eukaryota; Viridiplantae; Streptophyta; Magnoliopsida; Cucurbitales; Cucurbitaceae. The record is from RefSeq and is a predicted model, not a curated record.